Molecule: messenger RNA, 2247 nt
Organism: Canis lupus familiaris (dog)
Lineage: Eukaryota; Metazoa; Chordata; Mammalia; Carnivora; Canidae
Gene: SPTSSA
Product: serine palmitoyltransferase small subunit A
Exons: 5
Coding region: 329-1204 (291 amino acids)
Biological process (GO): ceramide biosynthetic process
Cellular component (GO): serine palmitoyltransferase complex
Molecular function (GO): serine C-palmitoyltransferase activity
Source: RefSeq, a predicted model, not a curated record
GUCUAGUUUUUCACUGUUACAAACAUAAUAACGGGGGCAUUUUCAUGUUCUUAGCAGCUAUUGCAAGCAAUCCUGCCUCCUUGGCACUGAUAGUCUGGUAAACUGUGACUAAGGUUGAAGGCCAGCCCCUGUGCCUGGCUUUUUAAGAAGGGCCAACGGGAUUUCCUGAAUAAUAGUGACCUGGGAGGAGCCACAGGGUUGGCCAGAGGCCCAAGUGAAAAGGCAGUUCCUUGGAGGAUUUUUCAGUGAAAUGCCACUGAGAGGUGUCCCAUCCACCCUGCGUUCCUGCCCACCUCACAGCAGCUGCUGAAGUACCUGUGUUUUCUGUAUGCCUGGAUUCCUGGUGGAAGCCGCUGGAGGGCCAGGUGAGUACCGUAAAGCUGGCCUAUUUGCCAGUGGGAAGACCUGGACAUCUAAAAGUGCAUCUUCCGGAGGUACCGUCAGCCCACAGACAGAUCUUAAGCAGCCUGUUGGCUACAGAACCCACCAGAUCAGAGUCCUUUUCCUGGACUUGACCUGUAGGGUACCUCUAGGCACUCAAAGAGCUUUACCCGCUUUCGUGUGGUUAGUGCCCCCGCUGGACCGUAAACCGCUCGAGGUUAGGAACCUAAUGCGUUCGCCCCGUCCGCCCCGGCACUCCGCUCCCGGUAGGGUGCCAGAUUGGCACCAGGAGGCCCCGACCAGCGUUUCUGGCCCCGAUUGCAGGUACCGACCACCCCCGGGCGGACUAGCUCCCCGCCGGGCGAGGGCCGGGCCAGGCGGGCGGCGGGGGCGGGCGGGGCGCUCUCGCGCGGACAGGGCUGCGGCUCGCGUGGGCGCGGCCCGGGGCGGGGGCAAGCGGGCAGGGGCGGGCGCGACGCGUGGACGCGCCGGGCCGGAGCCGCCAAUAGGCGCGCGCGGGCGAGGGCGGGCCUCGCGGCCGGGGCUGGAGGACGCUCCCCGGAGGCCGGCCGGACAGACUGACGUUCCGCCUCAACGAGGGAAGCGCGUGGCGGGGAUGGCGCUGGCGCGGGCCUGGAAGCAAAUGUCCUGGUUCUACUACCAGUAUCUGCUGGUCACGGCGCUCUACAUGCUGGAGCCCUGGGAGCGGACUGUGUUCAAUUCCAUGCUGGUUUCCAUCGUGGGGAUGGCACUGUACACAGGAUAUGUCUUCAUGCCUCAGCACAUCAUGGCAAUACUGCACUACUUUGAAAUAGUACAAUGACCAAGAUGUGACCAGAAUUGAGCGGCUCCUUAGGGAAGAACCACCCUUUGAUGUUGGAAUGAAACCUCAUCAGAUGUCAUAAGAAACUCUACUAGAUGUCAACAUAACCAACCCUAUGAAUAUACAGACUAAAAUUCAUGAGUAGAACAGGAAAAUAAUCCUGACUCAUGUGUUGUGUUCUUUAUUUUUAAUUUUAAAAGAGGCUCUUGUAUAGUAGUUUUUGUCUAUUUUAACAUUGUAGUCAUUUGUACUUUGAUAUCAGUAUUUUCUUAACCUUUGUGACUGUUUCAAUAUUACCCUGUGAAAGCUUUUCUUAAUGUAACUUUGAGUACAUUUUAAUUGCCUUCUAUUUCUAAAACCCAAAGUCAUUAGUUGGGCUUUACUGUUCUUGCUAUUGUAUGGCACAUACAUCUGCCUGGAUAUAUUUCUACUCUUGACCAAAGUUUUGUAAGAAACAAUACAAGAUUUGGGGCAGGGGGAUGGGGAGGGAGGAUAUUUUAUUGAGAACUAUUUACUAAAGACUUAUCUGUAAGUUUGAACUCAGGAGUACAGUUUUAGCUAUCUAGACUCUACUCUUAACAGCUUUUGCUUAUCACUAUUAAAGUAUUUCUUAACAAUGAAAAAGGAAGAUCUUGCUAAAGUUAAAAUAAGGAACAUUUCACCUUUUAAAUAUUUAAUUCUUAUGUGGACUCAUUUCCAGAAAAAUUUGGUGAUGAUUCUUAUGACAAGAGGUGGUUAAAUAGCAUUAUUAUGUAAUGCUUAUAUGCCACAGAGUUUUUAGUAGAAAGUAAAUCAGUUUCCUUUGAGUUAUUAUUAACAAUGUACUUCCUUAAAUUUAGUUUCAUGAUUGUAAUGGGUGCUGCAAAUGCAUUUGCACAUUGCAAUAAGAUGAGAUGAAUUGUUAAAAACUAUAGCAAAAAGAAAUGUAAACUUGGUUAAAAUCCUUUCACUCUUUGUAUUUUUUUUUAAAGAUUUUUAUUCCUUAAAUGUAAAAUGACUACCUGAUUUUUUGACGUAAACUCAUUAAAUUCAAAGAAAAAUCA